Molecule: messenger RNA, 712 nt
Organism: Cutaneotrichosporon oleaginosum
Lineage: Eukaryota; Fungi; Basidiomycota; Tremellomycetes; Trichosporonales; Trichosporonaceae
Source: RefSeq, a predicted model, not a curated record
UUUGGAGCAGCAUCAGAAUGGCGCGUAAUUGAGUCACAUUGCCAUUGUCGCCAGUGGCUGAUAUGGCUUUCCUUCGUGCUGCCAUCACUCGCGAGCAUUUCCAUAACCACCAUGGGCAUUGUUUGCUGAUGGCGCACCUACAUGUGCUCUCGCCGUCUUUGUGGCCUGCGUUCUAGCAGCACAUCACACAGCCACUCCCAGUGCCGAUAAAGCCCCUCGACAUCGCUGGCACCCAACAUCACCCACGAUGCCCAUCCCCAGCCUCACCAUGAGUAUAUACGACGCAAUUCUUUCCGCGGCCCUCAACCGCGACAUCCUCGCAAUGCUCGAGUACCGUGAUCUGAUCUUUCUCUCGUCCACCAUUUGCCCAACCUACGCCUUCGACCCCACCCCCUCCGAGCUCAAUGGCGACUGUGGCCCAGUCCAUCCCCUCAUCAACACUUACGAGAACCCCGGCCUUACCACCUUCUUCCUCGAAGUCGUCCUUGGCCCGCAUCUGGACCUGCUCUCCCCCGACGAGCUCAAGCAACCCGAUGACAUCAUAUAUCCGCUCCUCGCUGCGCGCCUGCGCGCCAAGCUCACCCGGGCCGGAGACAGUGGGCACAUUCUGCUUCUUGUGCUUGGGCCUGAAUGCCCGGGAGAGGAGAGCCGCCCUGGCGGACUCAAUAAACUCCGGCUGCGCGUGCUCGAGGUACUGUGUCGUAUGCUGUAG